Grammomys surdaster is the source of this 2376-nucleotide messenger RNA. RefSeq names its product coiled-coil domain containing 126 (gene Ccdc126). The record is from RefSeq and is a predicted model, not a curated record. The transcript is spliced from 4 exons. The coding region runs from base 328 to 750 and encodes 140 amino acids. Lineage: Eukaryota; Metazoa; Chordata; Mammalia; Rodentia; Muridae.
GCUGACGCCCGCGGCGGGCUGUGGCUGUAGCUCCAGUUUGUGAGCCCCGCGGCGGCGGUCCGCGUGAUUGACGGGAAACCAGCAGGCCAGUUAACUGUCACCUGCGAGGGAGCACACGACACUUUGUGAGACUGGCCUGUUCCGCUUAGUGAUGAUUUCCAGUUCCAUCCAUUUUCCUUUGUGUGAGAGCAGACGCAGCCCUGCUGAAGAUGGACAGACCGCAGUAGACAGUGGCUCCUCCCCUUUCCUCUCAAAAGACUUGAUCACUUGGUGUCUCGCUUCCAGUUACUGCUCCACGAUCGAGUCUGUUGGCUUUCUUUAUCAGACAUGUUCCGAACAAUCUCAAGAAAAAACAUGUCGCAGAAACUGAGCUUCCUGUUGCUGGUGUUCGGACUCAUCUGGGGACUGAUGCUGCUUCACUACACUUUGCAGCAGCCGCGGCGGCAGAGCAGCGUCAAGCUUCGUGAGCAGAUCCUUGACUUAAGCAAGAGAUACGUGAAGGCUCUGGCGGAGGAGAGCCGGAGCACGGCGGAUGCGGACAGCGGCGCCUCCAUGGCGGGCUAUGCUGAUCUGAAGAGAACAAUCGCGGUCCUCUUAGACGACAUUUUGCAGCGCUUGGUGAAGCUGGAGAGCAAGGUCGACUACAUCGUUGUGAACGGUUCAGCCGCCAACACUACCAAUGGCACCAACGGGAAUCUGCUGCCCGUAACGACCAACAAAAGGACGAGUGUUUCGGGCAGCGUCAGAUAGCAAUGAAGGCCACCUUGCAUGGCUACACCACUGUGGAUUACGUCCACCGCAGGACUCCUCUUCAACUGCUGCCUAGGACAGAGUCAUACUUGACAAUAAAAGCUCUCCACAUUCCCACGGAGCUCGCUGGAUUCAUAGGACGCUAAUUCUGUAUAUAUAAUCGCAGGCAUUUUUAGUUUGCUUUGACACAAAGCUCUUUAAUGCUGUUCUGUACCCUUAACAGGAAUUCGGUAACAAGGUUGAGAUGGUAAGCAGAGAGGUCACCUCUGUACAGAGAUCAAGAAACAAAAGCACCAGAAAGACAUGGAGUCCUGUCUAUAAAUACUUAUUUAAGUAUAUAACAUGUUUGUCAGAUAAGUGGACAGUAACGUUCCAUUCAGUCUGUCACCUGCCCUCGGCAGUAUCCCUGUGAGUAGAAAAUGCGCUGGCUUCCAGAACUAUAUUUUGUUACUCAAAUUAUGAGCAGAGAAAGGAAGUGUCAUGUCGAGAAUCAUGUUUUGAAGUGGACCCAAAGAGUGUUUUCAUUUGCACUAUCCUUCAAAAUAACUGGAGGUUAAUUGUAUAUUUUUAAAAAUAGCGUUUUUAAGAGGAUAAUUUUGAAAUGGGUAGCAGCCACUGUUGGUGGCUAACCAUCGGGGACAGUUUAAUAGAGGUGAGAGUCAUAGCCAAUCUCAUACUUUAAAAUUUCUUACGUAUAUUCUGCAGAAUAAUACAUAUUUUUAUGAUGAAAUGAAAAAUAAAAUAUGUGUAAUUUUUCACAAUCACAGUUGUCGAUUUGAAAGUAAACCUCGGUGUCAUAUGCCUAUAGCCGUGGAACUUAGGAGGCUGGGACAGGAGAGUUGUAAGCUCAGUGCCAGCCUGGGCAACAGAGCAGACCCUAUGUAAAAACCAUUGACCGUUUCUCCUAUGAGGAAAGUACAUCAUUUCCAUAUUUUGGUAAGUGUUGCUUUGGUUAUUUCAGUGGAGGAAGGAAAGGACUUGAUGACUUUAGCCAGAUGUAUAUAAUAAAUGUUAUUUGUGCUGCACAAAACUGCUUGGAAAAUUAAUGUGAGUUGAUGUUAUUUAAGAGUAGCCUGUGUUAGGAGACGUCAGAUUAGCUAUUCAUUUUAUAUAAUGACCACUUUACAAAAUUAAGAACAUUAAAAUAUAAAUUAUGAAGAUUGUUUAUCUCUUUAGAGAAACAGCUACUGUAUACAGCACAAGAAAUCUUGACUUGGUUAAUUCUAGUAUAGAGUAAAACGUCUUUAUUUAAAUAGCCUUUGUAGCAAAUCCAAUUGCUAUAUAGUAUUCUAUAUUUCGUAGUAUUUAUUCUAUAUAAUAACUGCUUAUGUGCAGCUAGCCUCUAGAUUUAGACUAAAUUGAGUUUAGUUUUUGAUAUUUUUCAUUUAUUAUAAUGCUCCCACAAAAGUAGCAGCGAUUAUAAUAUUUUGUUAAAAUAAGUAUAAGAAAUAUAUUGUUUCAUGAAAGAUAACUUUCUGAAAUGUCUUCCCUGUACCUUUAUGUGAAGAAAUGAUGUCCCAUUGCCAGUAGAUUCUGCAGUACCGUUCAGUCUCUGCUGAGUCCUGAGUAUCUCUGAUUUCAUUGCUUUCAGGGAUGAAAUAAAAUAUAUUGUUUGUAUUCACAAUU